This is a messenger RNA of Notolabrus celidotus (New Zealand spotty), 6879 nucleotides long. RefSeq names its product TAF1 RNA polymerase II, TATA box binding protein (TBP)-associated factor (gene taf1). Bases 647 to 6568 code for a protein of 1973 amino acids. Gene Ontology annotation, cellular component: transcription factor TFIID complex. NCBI's taxonomy places the organism in Eukaryota, Metazoa, Chordata, Actinopteri, Labriformes, Labridae. Gene Ontology annotation, molecular function: TBP-class protein binding; RNA polymerase II general transcription initiation factor activity; DNA binding. The record is from RefSeq and is a predicted model, not a curated record. The transcript is spliced from 41 exons. Gene Ontology annotation, biological process: DNA-templated transcription initiation; RNA polymerase II preinitiation complex assembly; transcription by RNA polymerase II.
CAUAUAAAAUAGCAACAGGCACAGAUAAGAAAUUAGCUUAACGAGGUAAACAACUGCGCAGUAUCAAAUUGCUUUACCAUGGAGAGAAGUGAUAACAAACAGUUGAAGGAAAAAUAAAACUUUAAAAAUGUAUGGGAUAGUUAGGGCCUAGUUUCACUUGCAGUUAUUCAGAAUGUAUUUGGAAAGGAAUAGAUGAGCUGUGUUUUUUUUGUUUUUUUUCAUAAAUUCUAAAGUAGGGCAGUCCUUUCUUCGCCUCUACAGUCUCCGAGUUUUGAUUGAGUACUUGAACGCAUCAUUUAGUCCAUCCGGGUCCCUGGAUGCUCAGCUGAAGGUGGCGGCGGUGAUACUGUCCACAGUUCAGCGCGGAGCCAGACAUAAACAUGAAAUACAAAGUUUGAGCUAAACUUACGACUGAAAUCACUGAAUUAAAAGCUUUUGUGAUGUUUUCUUUUGAACUUCGUUAUCUGUUACGGACCCAGACGAAACUGUUUUAUCGUAAUCAUAAGUAACGUAAUACUAGUUAUUUGGUUUAGCAAACAUGAGCUAACUUAGCUACUCUGCAAGGAGAGAACAACAUUGUCUUUCGCAUCCAGAGGAAAGAGGGAAUAACUCAAGCUGACUUAAUCGGAAUCUUGGGUCCCUAAGGAUGUCAGACUCAGACAGUGACGAGGAUCAAGAUCGCCCUUUCUCCAUAACUGGCUUCCUCUUUGGAAACAUAAAUGAAGAUGGACAACUCGAAGAUGACAGUGUGCUGGAUAAUGAGUCCAAAAAGCAUCUGGCUGGUUUGGGUAAUCUGGGUCUGGGCUCGCUCAUCACAGAGAUCACUGCCAAUGAUGAUGAUGAGGACGACGAAGAAAACGGAGAGUCUGGGGGUGGAAGUGGGAAUGUGGAUGCAGAAGGUUGGGUGAAAAGCACAGAAGAUGCAGUGGAUUAUUCUGACAUCAGUGAGGUCGCUGAGGAUGAGACCAAGAAGUACCGUCAGGCCAUGGGGACUUUGCAACCCAGCAGGAAUACAGACGAUGAGGAUGACUAUGAUGCUGACUGUGAGGACAUUGAUUCUAAGCUCAUGCCUCCUCCGCCCCCACCAAGUCUUCCUACAGCUGCCAAGAAAGAGGAACCCUCCACCCAAACAACAAGUGUUGGAGAAGAGGGUGACGGCAUCAUCCUGCCUUCCAUCAUCGCUCCAUCCUCUACGGCAGAUAAGGUUGACUUCAGCAGCUCCUCGGACUCUGAGUCAGAAACUGACCGGCCCUGCCAGGGUUCAGGAGCUGGAGGCCCCCCAGAUAGUCUCACUCUCCCUCUUGCUGGCAUCAUGCAAAAAGAUGCUGCUAAAGCACUGCCAGGUGUCACAGAACUAUUCCCAGAGUUCAGGCCUGGAAGGGUGCUCAGGUUCUUACGACUGUUUGGUCCUGGAAAGAACAUGCCUUCAGUUUGGAGGAGUGCUCGCAGAAAGAAGAAGAGGAAGCACAGAGACCCUCAGCCUGGGACCCCUCCCCCAGAAGGAGAGUCCACAGAACAGAGCCAGGACAAGAAGUCGGGAUGGGUUUAUGAAUACGCAGCCGCUCCACCCCCAGAGCAGUGUCUCUCUGAUGACGAGAUUACCAUGAUGGCUCCGGUUGAAUCAAAGUUCUCUCAAACUUGUGGUGAUGGGGACAAAGAGGCAGAGUCGCGGCCUAAAGUUGCAGAAUGGAGAUAUGGUCCGGCUCAGCUCUGGUACGACAUGCUUGGCGUCUCCGAAGAUGGGAGCAACUUUAACUAUGGGUUUAAGCUAAAAGAAGAGACCGGCGAGCCUCAGAGGGAAGAAGCGCCCAAAGAGAUAACAGAACCCACACAUGAGUUCCUGAGGCAGGAGGAAGAUGACAAUAGUGAUGGUAACAAUGAAGAUGGGGAAAAGGAUAGACAAAGCAUUGAAGAUGAGCUCUUCCUCAUGGUCACUCAACUGCAAUGGGAGGACGAUAUCAUCUGGAAUGGGGAGGAAGUAAAACACAAGGGAACCAAGACUCAGCGAGCUAGCUUGGCAGGAUGGCUCCCCUCUAGCAUGACCCGAAACGCCAAUGCUUACAACGCACAGCAAGGUCUGACAAGAAGUAAUUCACAGCUGGUGCCACCUACACCUCCACCUAUGCCCAAAGCUUCUUCAAUCUCUGGCUCUAAGAGGGACAAAAGCAGCCAUGAUAACCAUGCCUUUCAAGAAGAAGACUCUCCCUGGUUCUCCAUUUUUCCCAUUGACAGCGAGGAGUUGGUGUACGGACGCUGGGAGGAUAACAUCAUUUGGGAUGACCAGGACAUGGACCGCAUGCUAAUGCCACCUGUUCUUACUCUGGAUCCGAAUGAUGAAAAUAUCAUCCUAGAAAUGCCUAAUGAAAAGGAGGAGAUGACUUCCCAUUCUCCAUCAAAGGAGAACAAGAAGGAAACUGCAAUCAAAAAGAGCCGCAUCCUGCUGGGGAAGACUGGUGUGAUAAAAGAGGAGCCACAGCAGAAUAUGUCCCAGCCUGAGAUGAAGGACCCCUGGAACCUCUCCAAUGAUGAGUUCUAUUAUCCCAAACAGCAGGGUCUGAGGGGGACCUUUGGUGGAAACAUCAUUCAGCACUCCAUCCCAGCUCUGGAGCUGAGGCAACCCUUCUUCCCCACUCACAUGGGGCCCAUGAAGCUGCGUCAGUUCCAUCGCCCUGCUCUGAAGAAGUACUCUUUCGGAGCUUUGGCUCAGCCGGGUCCUCAUGCCGUCCAGCCUCUGCUUAAACAAAUCAAGAAGAAAGCCAAGAUGAGAGAGCAGGAGCGUCAAGCAUCAGGAGGAGGAGACAUGUUCUUCAUGCGAACCCCACAGGACCUGACAGGCAAAGACGGAGAUCUGAUCCUGGCAGAGUACAGUGAAGAGUUCGCCCCGCUUAUGAUGCAAGUGGGCAUGGCUACAAAAAUCAAAAACUACUACAAAAGGAAACCUGGAAAGGAUCCAGGAGCCCCGGACUGUAAAUACGGAGAGACUGUGUACUGCCACACAUCCCCUUUCCUUGGUUCUCUGCACCCAGGACAGCUUCUCCAGGCAUUUGAAAACAACCUCUUCCGUGCUCCGAUCUACCUGCACAAGAUGCCAGAGACGGACUUCCUGGUUAUAAGAACGCGGCAUUGCUACUACAUCAGAGAGAUUGUGGACAUUAUCGUAGUGGGUCAGGAGUGCCCUUUGUUUGAGGUCCCUGGACCAAACUCCAAACGAGCCAAUACUCACAUCAGAGACUUCCUACAGGUGUUCAUUUACCGCCUGUUCUGGAAGAGCAAAGAUCGACCCCGCAGAAUCCGCAUGGAGGACAUAAAGAAAGCUUUCCCGUCACACUCGGAGAGCAGCAUCAGGAAACGGCUCAAACUCUGCGCUGACUUUAAGCGUACAGAGAGGAAUCUGAGCAGGGUCAGAGCUUUAUACAACCUCUAUGGACUGUACUUUGAAGGGAUGGACUCUAACUGGUGGGUGCUGAAGCCUGACUUCAGACUGCCCACAGAGGAGGAGAUCAGAGCCAUGGUGUCUCCAGAGCAGUGCUGCUCUUACUACAGCAUGCUGGUGGCAGAGCAGAGACUCAAGGAUGCUGGAUAUGGUGAGAAAUCCUUCUUUGCUCCAGAUGAGGAGAACGAAGAGGACUUUCAAAUGAAGAUUGAUGAUGAGGUGCGGACAGCUCCUUGGAACACAACUAGAGCAUUCAUUUCUGCCAUGAAGGGGAAGUGCCUGUUAGAGGUGACAGGUGUGGCGGAUCCUACAGGCUGUGGAGAGGGUUUCUCUUAUGUCAAAGUGCCCAACAAGCCCACUCAACAGAAGGAUGACAAAGAGCCCCAGCCCGCUAAGAAGACAGUGACGGGAACAGAUGCUGAUUUGAGGAGGCUCUCGCUGAAGAAUGCGAAGCAGCUGCUGCGCAAGUUUGGUGUACCAGAGGAAGAGAUAAAGAAGCUCUCUCGAUGGGAGGUGAUUGACGUGGUGAGAACCAUGUCCACGGAGCAGGCACGUUCAGGUGAGGGACCGAUGAGCAAGUUCGCUCGAGGCUCGCGCUUCUCCGUUGCUGAACAUCAGGAGCGUUACAAGGAGGAGUGUCAGAGGAUCUUUGACCUGCAGAACAAAGUGUUGGAGUCCACAGAAGUGCUCUCCACAGACACAGACAGCAGCUCAGCAGAGGACAGCGACUUCGAGGAGAUGGGAAAGAACAUCGAGAACAUGCUGCAGAACAAGAAAACCAGCUCCCAGCUUUCUCGAGAGAGGGAGGAGCAGGAGAGGAAAGAGCUUCAGAGGAUGCUGAUGGGCGAAGAGAGCGAUCGUGACCAUAAGGGGCGCAAGGAGCGACGAAAAGGCUUGUCCAGCUCCUUAUCCACCAGCUCUCACAAGGACGAUGACACAUCCUCCGUCACCAGCCUGAACUCCUCAGCCACAGGGCGGAGACUCAAGAUCUAUCGCACCUUCAGAGACGAGGAUGGAAAGGAGUAUGUGCGCUGCGAGACGGUACGCAAGGCUUCAGUCAUCGACGCCUACACCAGGAUCAGAACCACCAAGGACGACGAAUUCAUACGAAAGUUUGCCCUCUUCGAUGAGCAGCACAGAGAAGAAAUGAGAAAAGAGCGCCGGCGUAUUCAGGAGCAGCUGAGGAGGCUGAAGAGAAACCAGGAAAAGGACAAGAUCAAGGGACCUCCAGAGAAGAGGGCCAAGAAGCUGAAGGAGAGACCAGACCUCAAGGUAAAACUAAAGUGCGGUGCAUGUGGAGCCAUCGGACACAUGAGGACCAACAAGUUCUGCCCGCUGUACUAUCAAACAAAUGCCCCGCCAUCCAACCCCGUCGCCAUGACAGAGGAGCAGGAGGAGGAGCUUGAGAAGACGGUGAUCCACAAUGACAAUGAGGAGCUCAUCAAGGUGGAGGGCACCAAGAUCGUGCUGGGAAAACAGCUGAUUGAGAGUGCUGAUGAGGUGCGCAGAAAGUCUUUAGUACUUAAGUUCCCCAAGCAGCAGCUCCCACCGAAGAAGAAGAGACGUGUGGGCAGCGCUGUGCACUGUGACUAUCUCAAUAAACCACACAAAGCCAUCCACAGGCGUCGCACUGACCCCAUGGUGACUUUGUCUUCUGUGCUAGAGAGCAUCAUCAACGACAUGCGGGACCACCCCAACACAUACCCAUUCCACACACCGGUCAAUGCCAAGGUUGUGAAGGACUACUAUAAGAUCAUUACCCGGCCCAUGGACCUGCAGACGCUGCGGGAGAACGUGCGAAAGAGAAUGUACCCGUCCAGGGAGGAGUUCAGAGAAGCAGUGGAAGUUAUUGUCAAAAACAGCGCCACCUACAACGGGGCAAAACAUCCAAUAACACAGGUUGCACAGUCCAUGCUAGACCUGUGUGAUAAUAAACUCAAAGAGGAGGACAGGCUAGUGAGGCUGGAAAAAGCCAUCAACCCACUGCUGGAUGACGACGAUCAAGUUGCCUUCUCCUUUAUCCUUGACAACAUCGUGACCCAGAAAAUGAUGGUCGUCCCUGAUUCGUGGCCGUUUCACCAUCCUGUCAACAAAAAGUUUGUGCCCGAUUAUUAUAAGGUGAUAGUAAACCCCAUGGAUCUGGAGGGCAUCCGCAAGAACAUUUCCAAACACAAAUACCAGAACAGAGAGGUGUUUCUCUCAGAUGUUGGUCUCGUCCACACCAACAGCAUCAAGUACAACGGUCCCGAAAGUCCUUACACCAAGACGGCUCUGGACAUCGUCAAUGUGUGCAAGCAGACUCUGUCAGAGUAUGAUGAGCACUUGACCCAGCUGGAAAAAGACAUCUCCACUGCUAAAGAGGCCGCUCUGGACGCUGCAGACCUGGAGUGUCUAGACCCGAUGACGCCUGGGCCAUACACACCACAGGGUCGCCACGGCAGAAGACCCGGGGAGGAAGAGUCAGAUGUGGACAUUGAAGGUUUUGAGGAGGAUGAUGAUGGCAAACCAAAGACUCCUGCUCCUGCUGAGGAUGCUGAUGGAGAUCUCGAGGAUGACGAUGACGAUGAGGAGAUGUUGCUGCCGCCUCGCAGACGGCUGCAUGAGGAUGAAGAAGAGGAGGAGGAGGAAUAUGAGGACGGACAUCCCAACCGCCCGGCCCAGGCUAGUGUGCUGUACCAGGAUCUGCUCAUGUCUGAUGGAGAAGAUGACGCCAGCGAAGAGGAGGGCGACAAUCCGUUCUCCACGAUACACCUGUCAGAGAGUGGCAGUGACUCUGACAGAGAGAUUGAUGUGCGACCUGCACCUCCGAGGAGAACCCAAGAGACGGCUCGUAUGGGCAUGGAGCAGGACGAGAGCAUGAUGUCAUAUGAAGGGGACGUGCCUGAUGAGCCUCACAUGGAAGACAGUAAUGUCAGUUACGGCAGCUAUGAGGAGACAGAGAGCCACAGUCAGAUGCAGCCGCCCAGCAUGGGGAACGGGGACUACGGCAUCAGCGAGGAAGAGGAGGAGGAUGAAGAAGACGAAGCACGGAGGAGAGGCCCCGCCGUGCUCUCCCAGGUCCAGCUCAGUGAAGACGAGGAGAGCGAAGAGUUCAGAUCUAUCGGAGGUGACAGCGACAUCGACUCGGACAACUAGUCGUGUUCUGUUUUCUGACCAACAAACAGUGUUAAUAGUCAAAGUGAAAAUAUGGAGUUUUGUCAAGAGAAUGUUUUGUAUUAUUUUGUAAAUGAUCGCUAAUGUUUAUAGCGUCCUCCUCCACUGCUGCACCUGCAGUAUAGCACAUUGUAAAUUUUGCCUUUUUCAUGUGGAGUGAAUAUUGUGUACCACGAUGCCUCUUGAUGUUGAAGUGUGUGAAGAUGUUUUUUACUCUUUUAAAUCAUUCACAACCUGCGAUUCUGUUCUUUCGACCGCACCGCCUAAAUAAAAGAAGGAACAAACACACAGAA